AUGUUCGUAGGUGAAGAAUUCGCUUUUGCCGAAAAACUACGACAUCGAGAACAAGUUCACAGUUCAUAUGGGUUUCAAUCUUCACGCACACAGCUGCAGUUCAGUCUUGUGUCACCUAGCAACAGCCAUGAGUGGGUUUGUAAACAAGUUUCGAAAUUUUCACAUCGAGCUUCAAACCCAGAACUCGCUGUUUUAGUUUAUGAGGGAAAGUUCGGUAAAAAUGGCUUUGGUUAUCAUAUAAUCCGUUAGCACCUUUCACAACCGUGUUCGUCUAUUCCUUAAUUCAAGUCGCCAAUUCACAAGGAAUUUUCACCACCCACUGACUUCCAGCACCAGUAGCAGUGAAAUUAAAAUAUAGGGACGGAACUUAAAUGCCAACUUUCGUUUUGUACCUUGGCAACUCAUCUAACACCCUAGCAUCGAAAAUACCACUCAACGACCUUAAUGAUGAUUAAUCCCCAUUCCGUUAGGGAACUACAUGCACAGAUUAUCAGUUGCAGGCAUGUUCUUGCGCACAGAACAACAAGACGACAUUUCAUUUUUUAAUAUUUGAUCUUGAAGGGCACGUCCUUGACUCGCCUUUCAGUGAAUGUGCGUUUUGACGAAGCUUGUUACAACGCGCUAGUUCCGUUUAUUACCUGGGGCUGCACGUAUAGUUUCCAUGCAGCUGGUGUUUAG
This is a messenger RNA of Porites evermanni, 678 nucleotides long. Lineage: Eukaryota; Metazoa; Cnidaria; Anthozoa; Scleractinia; Poritidae. The record is from the annotation of a GenBank genome assembly.